Molecule: messenger RNA, 1764 nt
Organism: Suillus paluster
Lineage: Eukaryota; Fungi; Basidiomycota; Agaricomycetes; Boletales; Suillaceae
Exons: 9
Coding region: 1-1764 (587 amino acids)
Source: RefSeq, a predicted model, not a curated record
AUGCCUCACUGUGGAUUCUAUACCAAGGAGAUGCCCACAUUGGGAGGUGUCAAGAAACAUGUCGCAGGACGCCCUGAAUGCAGAAGGCAAUGGGAGCUGCUGGUUGAAAAUCAAAAUGACAUUGGCGUACCUAGUAUAGGCACUGACACCAACACCAACUCUAACGCCAACUUAUUUUCACCACAUCACCGCUCACACUCUGAGUCUUCCCAACCCGAUGCAGACAAUGCAACAGCACCAAAAAAUCAAUGGGUCACCAUUGAGGAGGACAAAGAUGAGGACCACAGGCGACAUUUCGAACAAUGCACUGGCGCUGGCCAAACACUGUGUGAAGGACAAACCGGCUUUGAAAGGUUUCAACAGUAUAAGGAGGGUGAGGGCGAGGAUGAAUGGGCUUCCUUUUGUGAUGCGUACGUACCAAUUUAUGUUGCAAGGGAGGAGUGGGGACUCGCCGAGUGGCUUGUUAGAAGCCUCAGCCAGACUCAAACAGACAAAUUUCUAAAAUUACCAAUAAAAGUCAACAAGCUCCCACACAGAGCUGCCUGGAGUUGCAAAAAGGUUACUGUCCAGGGAAAUAAAACAGAUGAGAAGGGCCAGAUGUUGCAUGAAGACGUGGAACUGUGGAUGUGCGAUCCUGUUGAGUGCGUCAAAGACCUCAUUGGAAAUCCAUUGUUCUGCGAUCAUAUGGACCCUGCAGGACUUCACCGAGUAAUUGAUGACAUGUGGACGGCGGACUGGUGGUGUGACAAGCAAAAACAGUUGCCAAAAGGUGUAACCAUCACACCGAUCAUUCUCGCAUCAGACAAAACAUGUCUGUCGCAAUUCCGAGGCAAUAAAUCAGCAUGGCCCAUGUACCUCUCCAUUGUCAACAUUGCAAAAGAGAAGAGGCGGCAAACGUCAGCACGAGCAACAGUCCUUAUUGGAUACUUACCUGCAGGAAAGCUUGAUUGCUUUACAUCUGAUGUGCACUCCCUUGCCAGUUACCAACUCUUCCACCAUUGUCGAAAUGGUGUUGAGAUGGUCUGCGCCGACUCAUUGAUCCAUCGAGUCUACCCCAUCCUUGCUGCUUAUGUAGCCGACUUUCUGGAGCAAUGUCUUGUGGCGUGUUGCAAAGAAAAUCGGUGUCCAAAGUGUUUGGUCACAGCAGAUGAACGAGGCAAUCCAUUGACUUCGCUGAUGUGGGACCCUGAGGUGACAAAAGAGGUAUUAGAGAAGUGGAAGAAUGGUCAGCAUCCAAUUCAAUUUGAUGACAAUGGGCUACGUGCCGUCUACAAACCAUUCUGGGCUACUCUCCCUCACACCGAUAUUUUCCUUGCCUUCACGCCUGACCUCCUUCACCAGGUCCAUAAAGGCAUCUUCAAAGACCACUUAGUUAAGUGGUGUCUUGAAAUUGUCGGUGAAGAUAAAAUGGACGCACGCUUCAAAAGAAAGUGGAUAGGUACAGAACACAAAGAAAUGCAACAUGUUUUCAUUGGUCUACUCGCUGGUGCUGUCCCAAGUCAAGUCUUAGUGGUCACACGAGCCAUUCUGGACUUUUCAUAUUACGCACAGCUUCGAAUACAUACAAGUGAAUCCCUCGAUGGUCUGGAGAGUGCUCUUGCGUCAAUCAUACUAUUUGGUUCCACUGACGGUUUCAACACCGAGCUUCCAGAACGACUACACAUCGACUUCGCCAAAGAAGCCUAUCAUGCAAGUAACAAGCGCGACUAUGAGGAACAAAUGGCCUUAUGGCUUCAACGCCAGGAAGCAGUAUUCCUGCAGUAG